Messenger RNA from Parasteatoda tepidariorum (common house spider), 841 nucleotides. Its product is annotated as astacin-like metalloprotease toxin 5. NCBI's taxonomy places the organism in Eukaryota, Metazoa, Arthropoda, Arachnida, Araneae, Theridiidae. Gene Ontology annotation, biological process: proteolysis. Gene Ontology annotation, molecular function: metalloendopeptidase activity; zinc ion binding. The record is from RefSeq and is a predicted model, not a curated record.
UUUUCUAUUGGGCAACAACUGAAAUUUAAAGCUCAAUUUCAAAGUAACAGCUCUCAAUAUUCAAAUCUUUCAAUACAAACAUGAAGCCUCUAAUAAUUGCUUGCUGUUUGUUAAGUAUAGUUUUUGCUGAAACUCAAAUGAGCCCUCAACAACGAGAAGAAGCUAAACUUGCUCUACAAAAUCCUGAUUUGUAUGAUGGUGACAUGUUAGGAGUAGAUGAUAAUCUCGAUCGCAAUGCGAUUCCUCCAGCUCGUUACAGGUGGGCUGAUGCUAAAGUACCAUACAUCAUCGACAAAUCAUUAAAGGACAGCACAGACAUUAUAAAAGAAGCUUUUGAGAAUUAUCACAAAAAUACUUGUGUAAGAUUUGUUCCCAGAACAACAGAGAGAGACUACAUCAAAAUCUUUGAGGGAAAAGGGUGUUAUUCCGCUGUGGGUAGAAUAGGUAAUCCACAAUCAUUAUCCCUAGGCGAUGGGUGCAUGUAUGUUGGUACUGUUAUUCAUGAAUUAGGACAUGCUUUGGGUUUCUAUCACGAGCAAAGUCGUUCAGACAGAGAUGAAUAUCUGAUCAUCUACUUAGAGAAUGCAGAUGAAAGUAUGCAAAGAAAUUUCCGUAAGCUUGCACCAAAACAAAAUAUAUUGUAUAAUACUUUUGAUUAUAAAUCUAUCAUGAUCUACGGCAACAAGGCCUUUUCUAAUAAUGAUAAAGAUACUAUGGUUGCAAGAAACGGAGAAAAACUGUUGGAUCCAUACGAAAAGCAAGGAAUGACAGCAUCUGAUAUAGAGAGAGUCAGAAAAAUGUACAAAUGUUGAUAAUUUUGGAAAUUAAAAAAUAUAAAAUA